This is a messenger RNA of Phytophthora sojae, 567 nucleotides long. RefSeq lists its product as hypothetical. The transcript has a single exon. The record is from RefSeq and is a predicted model, not a curated record. Lineage: Eukaryota; Oomycota; Peronosporomycetes; Peronosporales; Peronosporaceae. Bases 1 to 567 code for a protein of 188 amino acids.
AUGGGGUGUCGUGGAGAACGCGUCAGCGGUUCGUGCGGCUGUAAGCGAGGGGCAAUUUCGUCGAUUGAAUAUUUGGCUCGUGGAGCAGUUUUGCGAGGCGUUCCUAAGGCUGAUGCUGAGUUGAUAUGCCAUCAGCAGAGCGCGCAAGAUAUGUGGAUUGCCUUUGUGGAUAAGCAGACCAAACCCGAGUAUGCAAAUUAUAUCUUCGCUCGACAGCGGUUGAUUGCGAACGCGUACACGACAGAGAGGAACAUGAAUGACUGGCUUCAUGAGAGGCAGCUCUAUCGUAAUGAGCUACUGCACUAUCGAAGCGGGGUUUCUGACGAGGAAUUCGCCGAGAUUCUCCUUGGUAAUGUUGCGCAGACACAUCGCGACGUCGUUCGACAAUUCUCCAAACACUUUGACUCUGGUUACCAGCGAUCGACUCCGUCGUCCGCUCAAGUGAUGAACGCAUUGGGAGCAGAUUCGGAGCUCGACGCCAGGAUGGAUGAUCCACAGCAAGGUCUGGAUAUCUCUUACGCGCUGGCUGGGAAGAAGCAAGGUCAGCAGCAAGAUCAGCAGCCGUAA